CAUCAGCGACCGCUUGUUCUCUCGCCACCUGCAUACCGUCAAUUUCAGGAACAUGGUGGAGACGGUGGCAUUUAUGUGGCCGCCGUGACGCCUCCAAGUUUCACUUCCUUCAGUCAUCACCAGCAAGAGGGAAUAAGAAGGGGGAGGGCAUGGCUGUUGGUGUCCUUCGUCGGUGAAAAAACUCUGCAAAAUAUUUCUUUCAUAGGUCGCAUCCUUAUUGUAGACUAAAGGCUGUGUGUGUAGCUGUUUAGAAGAUUGAAGGUCCAUUACAUGAGUGGAUAUGAGUUGGUGUUGUUUUGAUGCCCCGUUGGUGACAGAAAAUGAUCUUUCUAAUCCUCAACAAGACUUAGGCAGUUGGAAGCCUUACAUGCCUAUAGGGACGGUACUCUAUAGAUAUGCGGCGGCUGUUCAUAUCCCCAAAUUUUAUUUUAAUUUAAAUUUGGGGUCGGGGUUGUCAUCCGGUGAGAACAUCAAGCUUUUCUCCUACAGUGAGCUGAAAGCAGCAACAAACAAUUUUGAUCCAUGCAAUAAAUUAGGACAAGGUGGUUUUGGAACAGUCUACAAGGGAACUCUUAGGAAUGGAGCUCCUGUUGCCACAAAGGUUCUCUCUGCAGAAUCGAGGCAAGGGGUUCAUGAGUUUCUGACUGAGAUCAAAAUUUUAGCAAAUGUCAAGCAUCCAAAUCUUGUUGGGCUAAUUGGCUGCUGUAUUCAAGGAACUAAUCGAAUAUUGAUCUAUGAAUAUGUGGAGAACAAUAGUCUUGAUCGUGCAUUACGAGGGUCCGAUGGUGAAAUAGGUAAGCUAAAUUGGGGCAUAAGAUCUUCAAUUUGUAUGGGCACUGCCAGGGGUCUUGCAUUUCUUCAUGAAGAACUUGACCCACAAAUUGUGCAUAGAGACAUCAAAGCUAGUAAUAUUCUUCUGGAUAGAAACUUCACUCCAAAAAUUGGAGAUUUUGGUUUAGCCAGGCUGUUUCCUGAUGAUACAACUCACAUCAGCACACGUGUAGCUGGAACAACUGGUUAUAUGGCACCGGAGUAUGCAAUACAUGGCCACCUAACUAAAAAGGCUGAUGUAUAUAGUUUUGGGAUGCUUGCACUGGAAAUAAUUAGUGGCAGGAGUAUUUCAAAGGGAUAUUGGUCAGAGAAGGAGAAAUUUCUUUUGGAUUGGGCAUGGCAGCUUUAUGUAGAAGGGAAUCUGAUAGAGCUCGUGGAUCCAAAUCUUAAAGAAUAUCUGGAGGAAGAAGUACUAAGAUACAUCAAAGUUGCCCUUUUCUGUACACAGGCAGUAGCCAGGCAAAGACCCACCAUGCCUCAAGUUGUCGAGAUGUUGUCCAAGCAGAUACGGCUGAAUGAGAAGGAACUGACAUCCCCUCAUUUCAUCCAAGACUCGAGACAUACUAGUGGAGGCUGGAAAGGAGGAGAGUCUACCAAUGUUCCUCCGCUCAGCACUGCUCCUGUAACCUAUUCUGAACUGGUUCCUAGAUGAAAGCAGUUAUGCAGUAAAGAUAAAAGGCAUGCUAGACAGGAAGCUUACCAUGCAGAGAUGUCUUUUCCAUCAAUUGCAUGAAUUGAAGUAACUGCAUUACAUGCAUCAACAAGAGCAGAAUGUAGGUUUUCAUUUCUUUACCUCAUCCAGCCAUAUGCGCUAAUGACUUUGUGACGGGUUUGCCAACGAUAUGAUUUUCUGUUUAGGCCUACUUUAUAUACAUACAGAGUUCACCUGCAAGUGGCAUGAACCAUGAAAAACACCUCUCUGUAAGUGGCUCCUGCAUCACAUAUAAGAGGGGAGCAUACCGAGGGAUCCUUGUGCAGUUCAUGUCUUGUAUGUUUAAUGUUGCCCCUUGUAAGAAUAAGUCCUGUUUUCUAUGUUUUUUUUUGCCCCUCUGACUUAACAACCUGCAGCAUUGUGUAACAUUCCACUUCAAGAGAGUAAUCUUGAUGUCUUAAAACAGUUGUGUGCUGUAUAAAAAAAUGGGGGUUUCUUGAGAA
Messenger RNA from Elaeis guineensis (African oil palm), 1986 nucleotides. Its product is annotated as cold-responsive protein kinase 1. Gene Ontology annotation, molecular function: protein kinase activity; ATP binding. NCBI's taxonomy places the organism in Eukaryota, Viridiplantae, Streptophyta, Magnoliopsida, Arecales, Arecaceae. The record is from RefSeq and is a predicted model, not a curated record. Gene Ontology annotation, biological process: protein phosphorylation.